Messenger RNA from Xyrichtys novacula (pearly razorfish), 5091 nucleotides. The record is from the annotation of a GenBank genome assembly. NCBI's taxonomy places the organism in Eukaryota, Metazoa, Chordata, Actinopteri, Labriformes, Labridae.
UCCUCUUUCAUAAUGUAUUAAUCAACUAAACACAUAAUAAUCAAAAUAAACAAGAACUUUUCUGAAUUGUCUGAAUUUACGCUCAUUUGUUGUUUCCUAACCUGUAAACAAACUCUUUCUCCCGGAAGCUCAAAAGUCCGAUUGUUGCCAGGACACUGAACGCAGCGCGAGCAUUUACGCGGGUCGGUCUCCAUGGUAACCAGCUAACGUCCAGGCGGCUGUGAGGAGUAAAGUUUUAGUUUUUCUGACAUUAUCCCUGGAAAAGUGGAUUUAUUUCACAGGUAAGAUCAUUAUUAACGGGCUGACCGACUUUCUUUGUUUUAAUUCUUCAUGUAAAGUUUGUAAAAAUCAUAAUUUUUAAGAUAAAAACACCGUUUGGUCUUUACGAGGACCCUCGAAAAUGAACUGUUACUAAAACAAACUAGUUUAAUGUUAAAGUAUUUUUAGCUUAAGACCAUUAACAGCACAAUUUAACUUGCAUUAAACAUAAUACCUGACAAAAAUAAACAACACAACAAAUAAUGAAUAAAUCUGUUUAAAGCUCCUGUGAGGAUUUUUUCAUGUAGAUAAAAAUAGACUGACAUUUAUAUUUACGCCUUUUUAUGGAAAACAAGACUAUUAGUGACAAGAUUAAUGAAAUUAUUAUUAUGAUUUUUAAUGCAGGAAACCUUUGUGAGGGGUCGGAGUUAGCCGAGCAGAUGAAACAGACUGUUUUUAUUAUUUUAAUCACUUAAUCAAUCAGAUUUUAUUUAUAUAACAUAUUUUAUAAAAGGAAAUGUGGCACAAAGUUUUUAACAUAAUCAAUAAAUCAUUAAAAUCAUCUUUAAUUCAGACAUUUUUAAUCAUUUGACAAUAUAAAUUGGCUAAGACAAAGAAGUUGCAGCAUGGCAACAGAGGACGAGGCUUCCAAAGUGCUGGAUUUUGAAAUGUGUUAAAGAGACAGAAGCUGAAAUCUGUUUUUGUUUUAUUAAUUUUUUUGUAGAAACUAAAAUCUUGUAAAGAAAAUUAUGAGCGAUCAGAAAGUCGAUAUAAAGUCUGAAAAUGAGUCGAUCGAUUAAACAGACGGUAAACUGAGAUCGUGUUUUCUUAUCGCUGAAUUUCUCCUGAAUCAUAACAUCACAGAAACAUUUAUCUAAACUCUUCUUUCUCCAUUUUUAUCGCAGACAUUGUCUCCUCCUUCGUUUUGUCGUUUUGUGUUUUGAGUCAUGUCCAUCAGGAAGGAGGAUCUCAGGAGCGACGUUCACAGACUCCUCCUGACGGCUGAAGUUGGUCAGAAGGACGAUCUCCUGACCUACUCCUCAGGUCACCUGGGGCCCCACAGCCUGAACCAGAACCCGCCUCACAGGGAGGUGGAGAAGUCUUUCUGGAGGAGGUCUCAAGGAAAUGAAGGCGCUCCAAACUCUCUGCAGACCGACGUUCACAGAGAAGAAAUGAAAGGAGGUCCUCUGAAGUCGAACACCGGAGAAACUUUAGGAGAGUCUGAGGUCAGAAGGUCAAAGAAAGAUCAAGACAAACCAGAUGAAGAUCUAAACCGACCUGAGACUGUUGUCUCCUCUCCAAACUCUUCACAUGUGCAGCAGGAAACGUUCAGAUCUUCUCCUGAUCCAGAGAAGAAACUGAAGGACUUGAGCUUCUCCGACACAGAGGGCCUGAAAACUGAGGGUCACUUUAAGACGAAGCAGGUUAGCAGGUUAGAAACAGACGAGCAGGAGCUCUGGGCUGGAGGAAAUAUCGCUGAGAAGCACGAGAGGAAACUUCAGAAGGUGAGAAGAUCUCCACGCCGAGCUGACGGGUUUUAGAAACGCUCCAGAUUCUCCGAUCAGCUCCUCAGAAAUGUUCGAGUAAAAACCUGCUCAGACCUUCACUAACAUCUCCACUCACUAACCUUCAGUGUGUGUGUGUGUGUGUGUGUGUGUCCGUCGUACCCAGGAGCUGCAGAAGCUGUCAGAGCACAGCCGGCCCAGCAGAGACCGCCUCGCAGCGUUCAGUGACGUCUUUGAUGAUGUGUGUGAAAGCUCGCCAGUAUUUGGACGCAUCCUGAGGGAAAUUAAGGUUUUUCCAUUUCCUCUGUACCCACUCGCACAUUUUUAGCAUGUGCUUUCAGACGUAUUAGAGCUCGGAGAGGGAGGGCGGGUCCCCGGUGUAACGGGCGGAAGUAGAGCAGCGACUGGAGCCUGGUCGUGAUCACCGGAGGGGAGGGGGGUCGGGGUCAUUGGAGGGCGACGGCGAGAUUGAGGCUCAUUCAUAAAACACGUCACAGGGUCAUGAAACUCUCUUUAGUUUUAGAGACACUCAGUUCGUAAAUGAAAGCGCUCAGUGAGAUAAAAGUGAGAUUUAAAAGGUCAAACUGGAGAAACUUUGAAGAUCUGAGAGGUUAAAGUUCAGAGAUGAAAACCUGAAAACACCGAAACUCAUCAGGAGACAGAAAACUUUAACUGAAGCUGCAGAGUGAUGAUGAUGAUGAUGAUGAUGAUGAUGAUGAUGAUGAUGAUGAUGAAGAUCAGGUUCACUGAAGUCCAGUUUUAAUAUCUGUGUUUCUUUUUUAACCUGAAGCCUCUCCUCUCUUCUUCUCUUUCAGACUGAUUAUGAUUUGUACGUCGAUCACCUGAUGGCUUCUCAACCCCAACACUCGGUAAACUGACCUCAUGAAGGACUCUUAAAUCUGAUAUCAUGACUGUAAAAUACAACAAAACUGCACUUACAGUUCAGUCUCCGUUUAAAGACUCUCUACAGUGACUUAUUAUUAUUAUUGUUAUUGUUAUUAUUAUUAUUUUGAUUAUUAUUUUUAUUAUUAUUCCAACUAAAAAGUAAGAAAACGCUCCAAAAACGGGAAUACUGAGCCGGAUUUUCUCAAACACAGCUGAACCAGGUCCCAGAGUCUGCAGGUAGAUUCUGUUAAAUGGAGCUUAUUUUUUAAGAAUUUCAUCCUUUCAAAAUAAAAGUUUAGGUUCAAAGGUUUUAAAGGUUAACCUGGACUGUGGCGACCACCAACCUGCAGGUUUGCGUCCACAUGUUUCACUGCUCAGCCCUCCAGGGAAGAGAACAUUUAUGGGGGUCAGUCUGGUCCAGUUCUCUGAGAACCGAGAUUUAUCCAAUCCAAUCCAGGUUUAUUUAUGAAGCACAUUUAAAAACAACGAAACACUGACCAAAGUUCUGUACAGUAAAAUUAAAAAACAAUAAAAAACAGAUAAUUAACAUGGACAACAAAAGUCACAGGAACACAUUAAAAACAGGAGGACUUCGAUGAUUCAGUAAAAACAGGAUUAAAUUAAUUUUGAGGCCGUCAUGUUUUUUCUGCUGUUAAAAUCUUUAUUGAGCAGAAGUUCUCUGAGGUCUCUCUGCGUUACCUGACCGCUGACUGACACUCUUCUUUUUUAAAAUGUGGAGAACGUUCGCUGAGUGUGUGAUCAACACGCCGUAACAUCUCUGCUGAAGUGUUCUUGGUUCUGCAGAACAGACGGCGAACUGUGGACCGUUGGACCGUCCUCAGAGCGUUCGGUCUGCUAACAGGUCGCCCGUCUCCAGUGUGUCACUCUCGGCUCUUUCUCCCCACUUCCUGCUCCAUCCGUGUUCCUGCACAUGAAACCUGAAAACGUCUCUCCCGCUCACCUCUCUCUCUUUUGCAUUCAUGGGUUUCGUUUAUCGUCACAGUCGUUAAAAGUUUCACCUGAAGACGUCUGCAGAGCUAAACUCAGAGAGAUGCAGCUGGAAGAGGCUGGGAAAGAAGUCCACGACCUGGAGCAGGAGGUCAGAGGAGCCCUAGAGGAGAAUCAACGGUACUGCAGGGACUUCUGUGGAGCUCAAACUGACCUACAGUAGAUUCAUUUUAGCUGCCGAGAGUUUCAAACAUGUUUUUUUUUCCUCAGGGCGAGAAAUGAUUCACACAAACUUACAGCCAACGUAGACCUGGAGGAACGUGAGCGGACAGGUGAGUGUUUAGAUCAGCUGGAGUUUCAGAUUCAUGGUCAACUCCAUCAAAACUGUGUGUGUGUGUGUGUGUGUGUGUGUGUGUGUGUGUGUGUUCCGUCUCUGUCAGAGCUCAGGACAGACGUCAGCGUCCAAUCAAAGCGGCUCCAGCUGUUCGACGUUUGGAGGGAGAUCCAACUCCUGGAGGAGGAGAUGGAGGAGAAGCUCGUUCCCGAGGCGACGAUCGCUGCUGCUGACGGACAAACCAGAGACGUAAAGGUGCAAAAACACAAAGUUCAUGAUCUGAAGUUCAGAGAUAAAAGUGAAGCAGGUCAGAUUAUCGCUGACAGAGUUCAGGUCUGCAGGUUUUUAAAACUUUUCUUUCCUGUUUUCUCAGAGGGAGAUAAUGAGACUGAUAACCACGAAUCACCGCCUGGAAACCGCCAACAAGGCAGAGGAGUUUGACCUUCUUCCCCUGAACAUAAAUAUGAGUGAUUUUUAAUGUUGGUCCUGCUGCGGUGUGAUAGACGCUCACUGUUCCCACUCUGUGUUUACCCUGAAGGAUCUGACAAACGGCAUCAACGCCGUCCUGGACAGAGAGAAAGUCAGCAGAGCCACAAGACGGUGAGGACAUAUUUCACUGAAGAGACACGCUGUUCUUCAGUGACCUUUGACCCCUCCUAUCUGUCGACGCUUUCUCUGUUUGUAUCUGCAGGAUCCUGUGGGAGGAAGUACAGUCUGAUCCGCUAACAGAGUGAACACCUCCGCCUCCUCUCUGGAUAGACGUUGUACUGUAAAUAAACACAAGAACACGUGUCCAAUCAGGUCAACCGCCGAUCACAACGCCACAGCCCUGCGCCGAACUGAACAUCAGGAAUAAAACUCACCUGAGGUUCAACCUGCAGCUGAGAUCAGCAAGAAAAAACCCUGAAAACUCAGUCAGAGUCCUGCAGAUGGUUAAAGUUGGAAAACGCCACUCUAUAGCCAGAAGGGCAGGAGUUUUAGAAGUCCACCCUGAAAUCUCUGUCCCAGCUCCUCCUGUCGGACCUCAAGGCGUUCCUGAACCGGGCGGAUUCUGGGCUCCAGUCUCAGGGCUGCUGAUGCGGAGAAAUCAUCAAUUUAGAAAUCAAAUGUUUUUAUCAGUUUCUCAUUAAUUUUGCAGCAAUACCGUUAUUACAAUGAUUU